AUGUCCAGCGUUCCCGCAACCCAGAAGGAGUGGCGCGUCCAGGGCCAGAAUGGCAACGACUCGCUCAUCCUCAAUGAGCAGGCGCCCGUUCCCAAGCUCGGCGACAAGGAUGUCCUUGUAAAGUUCCACGCCGCCUCGCUCAACUACCGCGACCUCAUCAUCCCGCGGGGCAUGUACCCCUUCGCCCUCAAGGAUGGCGUCGUCCCGGCCUCUGACGGCGCCGGCGAGGUCGUUGCCGUGGGCCCGCGCGUGACGCGCUUCAAGCAGGGCGACAAGGUCGCCACGCUCUUCAACCAGGCCCACAUUGCCGGCUCGCUCGACAACGUCUCGGUUGGCACGGGCGUCGGCGGCGUCGUCGACGGCUGCCUGCGCCAGUACGGCGCCUUCGACCAGGAGGGCUUGGUCCACGUCCCCAAGAACCUCAACUGGCUGGAGGCCUCGACCUUGAGCUGCGCCGCCCUGACUGCUUGGAACGGCCUGUACGGUCUCGAGGGCAGGGCUCUGAAGCCGGGCGACUGGGUCAUCACUCAGGGCACCGGCGGUGUGUCCAUGUUUGCGCUGCAGUUCGCCAAAUCCGCCGGCGCCAAGGUCAUCGCGACGACGUCGAGCAAGGAGAAGGCCGACAAGCUCAAGAAGCUGGGCGCCGACCACGUCAUCAACUACAAGGAGGUCGCCAACUGGGGCGAGCAGGCCAAGCAGCUGACGGGCGGCCGCGGCGUCGACUUCGUCAUCGAGGUCGGCGGACCAAAGACCAUGGCCCAGUCCCUCAAGUCGAUCCGCAUCGACGGCAUCAUCGCCAUCAUCGGCUUCGUCGGCGGCCAGCAGCAGGAGCAGCCCACCUUCCUCGACUGCCUCAGCAACCUCUGCACCGUCCGCGGCCUCCUCGUCGGCUCCCGCGCCCAGUUCGACGACAUGAACCGCGCCAUCGAGGCCAACGACAUCCACCCCAUCGUCGACGACCAGGUCUUCUCGCUCGAGCAGACCAAGGAAGCUUACCAGUACAUGUGGGACCAGAAGCACUUUGGCAAGCUUACCAUCAAGAUCGCAUAA
Lasiodiplodia theobromae is the source of this 1050-nucleotide messenger RNA. Its product is annotated as alcohol dehydrogenase. Lineage: Eukaryota; Fungi; Ascomycota; Dothideomycetes; Botryosphaeriales; Botryosphaeriaceae. Gene Ontology annotation, molecular function: oxidoreductase activity. The record is from RefSeq and is a predicted model, not a curated record. The transcript has 3 exons. The coding region runs from base 1 to 1050 and encodes 349 amino acids.